AUGGGAAACUUGUCACUCUAUGAGAAUAUGAAACAACCAGGAAGUCAAGCAAGCAGUAUAGAUUUGAACAAAACCAUAGGAUUGGCGCUUCAAGCCGCUCAAUACCGAAGCAUCAACUUUGAGAAGACCCAGAAAACGAUCUACUCAAUAGAUUUCAUCAAGACCAGUUCCCUGCGUGCUCUGAGUGAGUUAACUCUCGAACGCAAUUGGAUUGGCAUCAUUUGGAUGAGUAGAAAUGAAGUUAUGAUCAAAUUAGUGAAGCCUGGUCUAGACGGCCUUAUCGAGCAUUCGCGUCCUGAACCGCGCACACCGGCUGAUCGAGCAACGAACGUACCGCGAUCGUCCCGCGCACAACAUCCGCGCCAUCCCGCCAAGUGCACGGCUGAGCUCACGUACCGAUCCGGAAAGCAUCGUCCCGCGGUCGAGCCGUUUCAGCCUCACCACCAUAAUCCGCGCACGACCGCGCAGCGCGAACCAGGAAGCACUGUCUUGCGGCCGCACUGCACACAUCACGUCCCGCGGCCGAUCCAUCCGUCCGACCAGGAAGGCUUCGUCCCCCGACCGGUCCAGAAGCUUCGGCCAAAUCAUCCAUCCGUCCGACCCCGUCGGCCAAACGCGAAAACUCUCGGCCACGAUCGUCCCGACCGUGUCGAUAGCCUGACCACGACCCGAUAG
Microthlaspi erraticum is the source of this 675-nucleotide messenger RNA. The record is from the annotation of a GenBank genome assembly. Lineage: Eukaryota; Viridiplantae; Streptophyta; Magnoliopsida; Brassicales; Brassicaceae.